AUGGCCCGAGUUGUGAGGAGAGCUGCCUCGGCUGCGGCCUGGCGCGCCCCCAGUCGGGCCAUCGAGAGGAGAGCUCGAAAGCACAAAGUGAUUAUGGAGUCGGUGACCCAAGAGAAGAAAAAGUUACGAAGUGUUAUCUGUUUUGAGGCGAAAGCACCCACGGGCUAUACUUUCAUACCCGCUGGAAAUCCGCUUCUUACUACAGCUUGCAAGGAACGAUGUCGGAAAGAAGGCUCUCAAAUCUAUGCGGUUUCGACAACCCCUCAUCAACACACCCACAACCUCUCUCAACAUGUCCACCGCAUAGGUUAUCAUUUCCCAAGCACGGUGGUCGCAGCAGUAUGCUCGGAGCUCGGAUUGUAUCUCACCAAUACAGGAAAGGCAGUCUCCCUCCACACCGUUGGCACUCUGAAGGAUCGUCGCCCAUCAGACUCUGAUGUUUCCCAAGAGGUGAUCAAUACAGAAGCAAGGGACGCGAUCAAGGAUCUGUUUCCCAACGUCCCAGAUAAAGAUCUGUUUCAGAUAAUCAAGACAUCAUUUCAAAAGGGUCAACGCAAAGUUGGUACAGCAUCAGAAUUACCUUUAGCUCGCCGAGCACAGUUGGCAGUAGUGGCCCAUGUCCGCCACCUCUACACUGACUAUGACCGACUUCUUAAACAGGGGUCAUUCCAGGAGGCCAGAUCUGCGGUCGAGCAACCCACUUUGGCCAAAGUUGUUGCAUGGCGUGGUGAUGAUGAGAAUGGCCAGACUCAGCUUGAAGAUGUUUUCCGGGAGGUCAUCGUAAUAUCGGAUGAUGAAGACAGUGAAACCGAGGAAGAAUCGGCCACUACUGAUACCCUGGACUACAGUGUGGAAAUUUUGUCGAACACGCCCAGGACCCAUGAGAUUCAGACUCAACCCAUAAGUGCAGAUUCUGUACCCAUACAGGAUGCCACUCGGGAGCUUUCCGAAGAGGCGCCACCUGGUUUCCGAAUUAUCCCCAAAACUACUACUCAAAGCACCAUCAAUCGGCGAGGAUUUAGUAGAUACCAAGCCUGGAAUCGUGCUUUGCAUAGAUACCGUGCUGAAGCUCAAGGCACCGAGCAAACUCGGCAUGGUGAUGUCUCUCCGGAACAGCAAAGUCCUCGAUAUGCGAAGCGACCUGCUGCCACCCAGGAAAGUUUGGAGCCCAUACGGCGCCGAGAAAUUUCUAACCUUCCUGUGGAACCCACUCCCAGACCCAUCUCAGGCUCUCAGUAUGCUGAACAACCAAUUCAACGACUGCCUCCAGGCAGGACUCACGUAGGUACUGUGGACAGACGUGUUCUGUUAGAAGGGGAACGCCCAUUCACUCAGCUCGGGACCAUGGGAAGGCCUCCAGCACUAACCGCACAGAGACCACAUGAGAUACGCCUCACGGAAACAACCCCUCGCUGGAACGUUCAUACCAAUCACCCUCAAGGUAAACUUCAGUCUAUUGUUGAUCCAACGCGACUUGAAAGGGUUCCUAUGCCAUCAAACGACCGAUUCAAUGCCCCCGUAUUUGUGGGUGGUCCCAGGGAGUUGCAACAAAGCAAUGAAAGCCAAUUUGGUCCAAGGACUGAACUCGCCAUGCCCUUCCAGGCCCGACCGGGGGCAAUCUCUCAGGAUCAAGUUCUCCCUUCCAUUGAAGCUCCUUGGCCCUUGGAAAAACGGCGAACGGAAUUCCGUUUGGAGCACUUGACUAAAAGAAUGUCGCUUCGGUCCGUAACCCCAGUUCAACCCCAAGGAGAGAAUCAUGGCAAUGGAUCUGGCCCAGGUAGCCCGGAAGAUCAAAAUUGCAAGCGGAGAAGAUUGGCGUACUACGCUGGUCCUCACCCGGACUCCCGUCCUGAUACUUGGAAUGCAAGACCUACUGGAAUCCCGGUUCCUGAUGAACAGGGUCCAAGGGUCCAGUAUCGCCGCGAUGAACUCGGACCCGAGCAUCGUGCACAGGACGUGCAAUAUCUGCGCCGGGACCACCCCCCUCCAGGUGAACAGCCUCUGCUUAUAGGACAUCAGCGUGAAAGACAAACUGGUCCUUUUAUUCCGCAGGUCAUCAGCUUGGAUUCAAGACGGGAUUUGGACCGCACACACCCCAUGGAUUCAUUGGGGCAUCUUCCUAUGCACCCCUACCAGCCUUCUACUGGACAAAAUGGCAUGAUGACAGCUGGCGAUCGAACAUUCAGAGCGACGCCAGAUGUGUCUCGCCCUGAAGUUCGCUCGUACUAUGGCGAUCGUAGCCCCCGCAUGGAGCAUAUCCGUCACUCAACCCUUCAGGAAGUGCGCCCCUCCAUCUGGAACCCUCGUAUUGAUGGUGACCGUCCCGUGGCCCAUAAUGCUCCCCACGGAAAACAUUACGCUGAUGGCUUUGUUCGCUCGGUGGAUGUUCGCGAGGCUCGCGAGCUUCGUCCGGUUGACUAUUCCCUUGAGCGCCCAAGACUCCAAUCUACUCGCGGGCCAGAAAUCUCCAUCCAACCAAGCAGGACCAGGAUCCCUGACCAAGUGCAUGCCAAGGAUUUUGUUCAGCCUCGGGCCACUUCGGAGCAACGCCUCCCAAGUCCCCUAGUGAUGCAUAACUUUUACCACCAGACAUCCAGCUAUCUAGACACUGUUUCAGGGAAUCGUCAGCCUCAAGGACGUGUACCCACUCCCCGGGAAAGACGGCCUGGCAGCGGACUAAGCACCACGCGACGCGUGCAUGAUCCCCGAACCUUUCAGAUGGCGGAACAGAAUCGCCCUGUCUAUGUGCAACGAGUUGAAUCGCAGCCGCCUCAGUAUCCUAUGUCAGAUGGAAGGCCUGUGAUCGUCGUGGAUUGA
Penicillium verhagenii is the source of this 2817-nucleotide messenger RNA. RefSeq names its product DUF2293 domain-containing protein. NCBI's taxonomy places the organism in Eukaryota, Fungi, Ascomycota, Eurotiomycetes, Eurotiales, Aspergillaceae. Bases 1 to 2817 code for a protein of 938 amino acids. The record is from RefSeq and is a predicted model, not a curated record. The transcript is spliced from 5 exons.